GAAUAACUCCUUGCAUAAUGAGCAACGCACCUUUUGUCCACCCCGAUUACUGGCACCUGCUGGGCGGCCAAACGCCACCAGCAAAGCCACCAGUGACGGACGUGUACGCCAUCAGAGAGUCGACGACAAAACACACCAAGAUGGCAUCCGAUGCACUGCCUUUCCCCGCCGGGAUGACCACGUCGGUGAGCACAACCACAUCGGCCGAUGGCAGCAAGCUCAACAUCACGCGCUUCGUGCCGCUGUCCGUGCAACAGCGUUCUCAAGACACCGUCCCGGACAGGGCCAUCAUUUGGGUCUUCGGCGGCGGUCUGGUCGCGGGCAGCGUCGCCAUCUCGUUUAACAUGAUCGCGAGCUUCGCCGAGCGGACCGGCACCCAGGUCUUCGCCCCGGACUAUCGCCUGGCACCGGAGCACCCAUUCCCGGCGGCUCUUGAAGAUGUUUACGCGUCUAUCACCUGGCUGCAGGCACACGCCAAGGAGUUCAACGUCGACCCAGCCCGCAUCGUUACAGUGGGGCAGAGCGCAGGUGGCGGACUUGCCGCAGCGGCGGCGCUCAAGGCCAAGGAUGAGGCUUUGAGCCCGCCCAUUGCAGCACAGGUCCUGACAUAUCCAAUGUUGGACGAUCGGACCCAGAUCGAUCCUCAGGAUCUGCCAUUUCCGUUCUUGGUCUGGACUCCUAACAGUAACAGUCUUGCAUGGAAGGCUUAUUUGGGUGAAAAGGCCAACGAGGGUGAGGCAGGCUCAGUCAACAUCCCGUAUACGGCAGUUCCGGGCCGGGCUGAGGAUUUGCGUGGCCUCCCUCCGACUUUCUUAGGCGUCGGAGACCUAGACCUCUUCCUCGAUGAGGUCAAGAGUUUUGCGGCCAGGCUGUCGUCUCAAGGUGUCAAAGUUCAGUCAAAGGUCUACUCUGGAGUGCCGCAUGGCUUCGAUGCGAUUUCUGCCAUCUCACUUGGAGCUGAGCUAUGGAAUGACGAAACGACAUUCAUCCAGCAAUUUUAGGGGGGCCUGUGAUCUGCUAGGGUAAUUUGCGUCGCCCUGUGACAGGAGCCUGGCAUGAAAAGACACGGUAGAAUUCCACAUCACCGUUACUUCGCCAGGAACUGACUAAAUUUCUGUUGGGCAUAGACUUUGUCUGCUUUAAUUCCUCUUAGAAGUAGAAAUAGUAGUAAACUACUGCACAGAAAUCAGCCGGUAUGCGGGAGUUAUUGCAUGGAUAGCUUCAAGGCUACUCGCUUUGGUACAGUGGUAAACGCUCACGACCUGUCACAGUGUAGGUAGGUAGGUCGAGAUUAUGAA
Messenger RNA from Diaporthe batatas, 1298 nucleotides. RefSeq lists its product as uncharacterized. The record is from RefSeq and is a predicted model, not a curated record. Gene Ontology annotation, molecular function: hydrolase activity. The coding region runs from base 18 to 1001 and encodes 327 amino acids. NCBI's taxonomy places the organism in Eukaryota, Fungi, Ascomycota, Sordariomycetes, Diaporthales, Diaporthaceae. The transcript has 2 exons.